Molecule: messenger RNA, 601 nt
Organism: Cydia pomonella (codling moth)
Lineage: Eukaryota; Metazoa; Arthropoda; Insecta; Lepidoptera; Tortricidae
Gene: Polr2D
Product: DNA-directed RNA polymerase II subunit Rpb4
Exons: 3
Coding region: 160-576 (138 amino acids)
Biological process (GO): positive regulation of translational initiation; nuclear-transcribed mRNA catabolic process, deadenylation-dependent decay; transcription initiation at RNA polymerase II promoter
Cellular component (GO): RNA polymerase II, core complex; P-body
Molecular function (GO): translation initiation factor binding; nucleotide binding
Source: RefSeq, a predicted model, not a curated record
UCUAAACUCGGUGAACUCGCGCAAAUAAUAAAAUCCAAAGAGAAGAUAAUCACUACGUUCUAAUCUAAAAUCUUGAAUGUAGAUACAAAUAACAACCAAUUUAUUAAAUACAAUUAAUGAAAUCCUAAUAUUCGUUUAAGCAAGUCAAAUCAAUCAACAAUGUCUGGACCAAUACAAGAUGUUAUUGAGGAAGACGCCGCCGAUUUACGGUUUCCGAAAGAGUUCGAAAACGCAGAGACGUUGCUGAUAUCUGAAGUAGACAUGUUACUGGAGCACAGAAAGGCACAGAAUGAGUCGGCCGAGGAGGAACAAGAAUUCUCUGAAGUAUUUAUGAAGACACUAACAUACACUAACAUGUUUAAGAAGUUCAAGAACAAAGAAACUAUUACAGCAGUCAGGAACCUUCUACAAGUAAAAAAGUUACACAAAUUUGAAAUAGCAAGUUUAGCAAACUUGUGCCCGGAGACCCCUGAAGAAGCUAAAGCACUAAUACCAUCACUAGAAGGCCGGAUAGAGGAUGAAGAACUUAGAAUAUUGUUAGAUGACAUACAGACCAAACGCAGUUUACAGUAUUAAGAAAAUAAAAAUGUGUAUAUUUUUA